UGUUGAUAAAGCGGGGUGACGUCAGCACCUGCGCAGCCGCAGCUGGUGAAGAGAAGAUGGUGCUGAUUAAGGAAUAUCGUGUGGUCUUACCCUGCUCCGUGGAAGAGUAUCAAGUUGGGCAGCUCUUCUCGGUGGCAGAAGCGAGUAAAAAUGAGACGGGUGGCGGUGAGGGCAUCGAGGUCCUGAAGAACGAACCCUACGAGAAGGAAGGCGAGAAGGGCCAGUACACACACAAAAUAUACCACUUAAAGAGUAAAGUUCCUGGAUUUGUAAAGAUGAUCGCACCAGAGGGGGCCUUGGUGUUCCAUGAAAAGGCGUGGAAUGCAUAUCCUUAUUGCAGAACAAUUGUGACGAACGAAUAUAUGAAAGAUGACUUCUUUAUUAAGAUUGAAACAUGGCACAAACCUGACAUGGGGGCCCUAGACAAUGUUCAUGAACUGGAUGCCGACACGUGGAAAAGUGUGGAGAUAGUACCCAUUGACAUUGCAGAUAGAAGUCAGGUAGACCCUGGGGAUUACAAAGCUGACGAGGACCCGGCCUUAUUUCAAUCCAUCAAGACUGGCAGAGGACCCCUGGGGCCUAACUGGAAGAAGGAGCUCGUCGCUAACCCAGACUGCCCCCGCAUGUGCGCCUACAAACUGGUGACCGUCAAGUUCAAGUGGUGGGGACUGCAGAACAAAAUAGAGAACUUCAUUCACAAACAAGAGAAGAGGAUUUUCACUAACUUCCAUCGUCAGCUCUUCUGCUGGAUCGACCGAUGGGUGGAGCUGACAAUGGAGGAUAUCCGGAGGAUGGAGGACGAGACACAGAAAGAGUUGGAGGAGAUGCGUAUGAGGGGUUCUGUGCGAGGCACGUCGGCAGCGGAUUGAUUAGCAGAUCCCUCUGUAGGUUCAGAGGCAGGCUGUCUUCGUAAACAAGGUCAAGUCCGGGGCACCAGUGCUGCGAACGACGAAUGAGUCAAUACAAUACAUCACCACCACCAUCAAACAGCCACAUCCAAUUCCUAGCAGCAUUUCCGUUUUCUCACCUGACCGGGGUUUCUUACAGCUGGUCGGCAGUACUGUACCUGACCUCUGCAAGACUGCAAAACAGCUACUGACAAAAUGAAAAUUAGACCUUUGCUGGGCGAAAAAGAAAGAUUUGCAUAUUACAAAAAGAAGAAAAACGUAUACCAGUACUCGGGGCUGCAUUUUAAAAAUGGCUACAAGAAAAAAUAAGUCCCGGUUUACACGUUUGUAAUUGUACACUAUUUUCCAAACAAGGCACCGGUCUGAUUUCAUCUUUGGCAGGUUUUGGACCAAUUUUCUUUUUCUGUCUGAGGUUUUAUUUUGUGUUAAGUCUGCUGUAUUGGCUGGUGUCAGUUUUUCCAUAGUUUUUCUUUCCGUAAAGAAAUAUAUAUAUAUAAUUCUUCCCUCUACAUUCUCACCCCUAUUCUGGCUGCCCAGGACCCCCUCUGAAUCUGUUUUCUUUGAAAUACUAUAUUUUGAUUUUAGAACACUUUAUUUUUAAAAAAAAAAAGGUUUCCCCUUUCUUCUGCUUGCUGCUUUUUGAGGCAUUCCGCCUACCGGAUGGACGCGAAGUGCAUGCGUGCUGGAGAUGGUAGAUGAUAUGGCUGUCCUGUACCCCUUCAGAUCUCUCCUCUUGCUCUGCAGCAGGACAGAGGCGAGGAGGCUGGGGCAGCGACCACUCUUCAGCAGUUCUGAGCGUGCGUGGCCAUUGGGGGGGGGUCCUCUAACAGAUCGCAGAUGCCUCACGGGUCUCGCCUUUUAAUUUCUCUAAAACGGGGGGGCGCCUGCGCUCCGAUUUCCCCUUCUAAACAAAGCUGGAAUUUAUUGCAAGCCCUGACCUUCUCAAGCAUGCUUCAAACCUGGUUUUCCAUGAGGUCUCUCAAGGAGGCAUAGCUAAAUUAAAUUUGAAAAAAAAAUUGCAUAAGAAUUUGUUUCUGUUGGCAACUUCAGGCAUUUUUUUUGCCCCCUCUGCGUUUAAAGUUCAUUACAGUUACAUUUUACAUAUUUAUUAGGGCACAAAUUCAGAGUUUCCACAUUUUUUGAUAAAGACCCCCUAGCUCUGCAAGGCGAAGGAGAUAUGCCUUCUGACAGCUGUAGCCUUGCAGUGCAGGCUGCUGCUUCCUGCAGGCUGUCUUCACGGUCUGAGCAGCAUGUAAAUUCCACAUUGUCUUAUCUGCCUCCUGCCUACCUGUUGCUUUUAAAUGGGAUGCUAUGCAAUUCAUCUACAGCAGCACAUCGAUGUUCAACUAUUAUGAAGGAGUAAAUCCUAUCUUAACCCAAUCCCUUUUUUACUUGUAUAACAGGAGGGCAGGGUCUGUAUACUGUUACCUCACUAUCAGAACAGAGCUUCUGUCAGUUUAUUAAGGCACACUAAUAAAGAAAGCUAUAUGUUCUACAGCAAUCAAGACCAGUGUGUCUGAAAUCUUUUUCACUUUUGCCCUUCAUUAGGUUUCACAGACUUUUAGCUGUUCUUUACCUAAAUGGUCACCUUUCAGUCAAGUGGAUUGACAGCCAUACUGCUUCGUCUGCUUGCCUGUUUUUGUGUUCUAUAUUUUAAAGGAAUUAAGUUUGACAGUGAAAUGGUCAGGAGCUAUUGAUUACAAAAGUCAUUCUUAUUGUCUGCUGGUUCUGGUAAAGAACUGGCAUUCAGCCUAAGAUUACCAUGUUUUACAUAAUGUUUCUCUGGAUUAUCAAACACACAAAGCUGGCUAGUCGAGUAAUAAAGGGAUUUAUACAAGAAUGUCUGUGUGUAUAUUCCAGCAUUUUAGAUUAAGUGCCGUUUCCUCAGUUAACUUUUUGUUAGUGAUGUGGUAGUGCUUUGGAGAGAUCAUGAUGAGUUAAAACCGAAAAUGUUUGGAGUUUUAUACUAAAUUAUUGUGACAUUUUCUCAGUAAACAGCUGAGUUACUAAGGGGCAAAACAAGCCUACCAAAAAAAAAUCAGUACCCAGAAUUUAACAUUUUCAGUUUUUUCUGAAUCUUGGACCAUCUCUUUCAUAUUAAAUCAUCUCGGUUUUGUGCAUAGAAAUGUUCAAAAACAUGCUGCCUUUCUGUUGUGUGGCUGCUCCGAUACAUUUUCAAUCACUCAUCCAUGUAUCUCCGUAUCUGGGUAUUUGGUGGAGCUAUCAACAGUGAGAGGACAGUGUCACCAUUUUUAAAACUAUAUAGAGAAAUCUUGUAGAUUUGAGGGACUUCGGUCUGAUCCACGUCAGAACCUUGUAUGAUGGCAUUAGUCCCAAGAAGAAUAUAUUUGCAUUUAUUGUGCUCACUGACAAAGUGGAGUUUACUUUCUGUACAGCAGCAUUAUUAUUGAAAGGUUGGGGGGGGGCAGGAGGGGUGUAAGAAUGAAAAAUGUACAGUAUAAUCAUGAUUAAACAAACUUUACUUGCAAAAUUGACUACUGUUAAUUUUUCUGAAAGAUGGAUACUUUUAAAUGUCUCUUAUUUUCUGAUCAUCUGUUAAAAAUUCAGGGGAAAUUGUAGUGAAUGUAAAAGGUUAUACUUUUUUGUUCUUUUGGCAGCUUAUGAGCUGCAAAAGAUCUAGACAAUGGAACUAAGCUGAAUAUCUAAUAAAUUUCAACACAAAGUAUGCAUGG
Lepisosteus oculatus (spotted gar) is the source of this 3601-nucleotide messenger RNA. The record is from RefSeq and is a predicted model, not a curated record. NCBI's taxonomy places the organism in Eukaryota, Metazoa, Chordata, Actinopteri, Semionotiformes, Lepisosteidae.